This is a messenger RNA of Trichoderma reesei QM6a, 1548 nucleotides long. RefSeq lists its product as uncharacterized. Gene Ontology annotation, molecular function: oxidoreductase activity, acting on paired donors, with incorporation or reduction of molecular oxygen; heme binding; monooxygenase activity. The transcript is spliced from 4 exons. NCBI's taxonomy places the organism in Eukaryota, Fungi, Ascomycota, Sordariomycetes, Hypocreales, Hypocreaceae. Bases 1 to 1548 code for a protein of 515 amino acids. The record is from RefSeq and is a predicted model, not a curated record.
AUGGCAUAUCAAAUCUUGGGGAUAGCAGUCAUCGCCGCCGUCUUUAUUGUGCUCAAAAUACUCAAUGCAACCGAUACGCCAAAGGUCAAGGGGAUUCCUGAGAUUCCCGGUGUUCCCCUUUUCGGCAAUCUGCUUCAGCUUGGGGUCGACCACGCUCGAGUAGCGAAGAAAUGGGCAUUACAGUACGGACCUGUUUUUCAAGCCCGCCUGGGCAAUAGGCGGAUUAUAUUUGUCAAUUCCUACGACGCAGUGAAAUAUUUCUGGAUCACCCACCAGUCGUCUCUCAUAUCCCGCCCGACGUUUCAUACCUUUCACUCGGUUGUCUCCUCAUCCCAAGGAUUUACCAUCGGAACGUCUCCCUGGGAUGAGUCCUGCAAACGCCGCCGCAAGGCAGCCGCUACAGCAUUGAACCGCCCUGCUGUCCAGUCGUACAUGCCUAUCCUCGAUCUCGAGUCCACAAUGAGCAUUAAGGAGCUGCUCAACGACUGUAGGAGUGGCUCGCAGGACGUGGAUCCCAGUCCGUACAUGGCACGGUUCGCGCUCAACACAUCACUGACCCUGAAUUACGGUUUUCGCAUUGAUGGAAACAUCAAUAACGACCUUUUGGCGGAAAUCACGCAUGUUGAGCGCGAGAUAUCCAAUUUCCGGUCAACGAGCAACAACUGGCAGGAUUACAUUCCGCUCCUUCGCAUAUUUGGCAAGACAAAUACCAAGGCGGAAGAAUAUCGCCUAAGACGGGACAAAUACUUGACCGACAUGCUCAACGAUCUGAAGCAGCGCAUCGCAAACGGUACGGAUAAGCCCUGCAUUACUGGGAACAUCCUGAAAGACCCAGAGGCCAGGCUCAACGAAGCUGAACUAAAGUCCAUCUGCUUGACCAUGGUGUCUGCCGGACUAGAUACGGUGCCUGGGAACAUCAUCAUGGGCAUGGCGUAUCUUUCCACCGAACAUGGCCAAAGUAUUCAAGCCAAGGCUUUAGAAGCCAUCCAGCAGGCAUAUCCCAACGGGGAUGCCUGGGAAAAGUGCCUCGUUGAAGAAAAGGUUCCCUAUGUCACGGCACUCGUCAAAGAAACCCUUCGCUUUUGGACGGUCAUUCCGAUCUGCCUUCCUCGGAUGAACAUUGCAGAUAUUCCUUAUGAGGGCUCAGUCAUCCCUGCCGGAACAACAUUCUUUAUGAACGCUUACGCGGCCGAUUAUGACGAGGCUCGCUUCAAGCUUCCGGAGCAAUUCAUUCCCGAGAGAUUCUUGGAGGAUAAGGAGAUUGGCACGCCUCAUUAUGCAUAUGGAGCUGGCUCCCGAAUGUGUGCUGGUUCCCACCUCGCCAACCGAGAACUCUUUACGGCCUAUAUCCGACUCAUCACGAGCUUCGAGAUUGUCCCAACAAAGGAGCCGAACCAAGCUCCAAUCAUCCACCCGAUCGAAUGCAACGCCACGCCCACCUCGCUGACCACUGAUCCGAAACCAUUCAAAAUCGGACUCAUACCGCGAGACGAAGCUAAGCUCAGAGAGUGGAUUGCAGAAGCAGAAGAGAGGACAAAGGAUCUUUGA